Messenger RNA from Oenanthe melanoleuca, 2943 nucleotides. RefSeq names its product A-kinase anchor protein 8-like. Gene Ontology annotation, cellular component: nuclear matrix; nucleus. The transcript has 14 exons. Gene Ontology annotation, molecular function: protein kinase A regulatory subunit binding; DNA binding. NCBI's taxonomy places the organism in Eukaryota, Metazoa, Chordata, Aves, Passeriformes, Muscicapidae. The coding region runs from base 74 to 2776 and encodes 900 amino acids. The record is from RefSeq and is a predicted model, not a curated record.
GGCGCGCGUGCGCGAGCGGCUGGGGCGGGCGCUGAAGCGGCGGCGGCGGCAGCGCCGGGCGGAGGUGGCGGGGAUGGAGCCGGGAUACGGCGGAUAUGGCACCUGGAGCACUGGGGCCACUGGCACCCAGGGUUCCUACGCCACGAACGCGACCAGCUGGCAAGGCUACGAGGGCUAUGAGUUCUACACCCCUCCCAGCUCUGCCCCCACACCCCCUGGAGCCUCCUAUGGCUACGGGGGAGGGGCGGCUCCCGGGGGCUCCUGGGAGCCUCCCAAGGCUGCGGAGCUGGGGCUGGGAUCCAGCGAGGGAACCUCGGCAUCUGGAGCUGCCUUUGGAUCUGUGGGAUCAGGGUCUGGAGCUGCCUUUGGAUCUGUGGGAUCAGGAACCUUUGGAUCUGUGGGGUCAGGGUCUGGAGCUGCCUUUGGAUCAUCGGGAUCGGGAUCUGCCUUUGGAUCUGCGGGAUCCAGCUUUGGGUCAUCGGGAUCCACCUUUGGCUCAGGGUCAGGAACUGCCUUUGGAUCAUCUGCAUCUGCUUUGGGACUGGGAUCCUCGGGAUCCACCUUUGGAUCAGGAUCUGGAGCUGCCUUUGGGUCAGGAUCCACCUUUGGAUCAGGAGCAGGAUCCAGUUUUGGAGCAGGAUCCAGUUUUGGAGGAGGAUCCGGUUUUGGAGCAGGAUCAGGAUCCACUUUCGGAGCAGGAUCAGGAUCCUCGCUGGGCCUAGGAUCAGGAUCCUCGCUGGGCCUGGGCUCAGGAUCCUCGCUGGGCCUGGGCUCAGGAUCCUCGCUGGGCCUGGGCUCCUCGGGCUCAGCAGAGCUGGGCUCCAGCUCUGACUCCAUCAUUGCCAAGAUCAACCAGCGCCUGGACCUGCUGGCCAAGGAGGGCACGGCGGGGGAUGGGCGCCCGGAGCAGGACAGCUCGUUCCGGUUCGACUCCUUCUCCCCGCUGGACUCCCGCUCCCCGCGGGAUCCGUUCCGCUUCCCCCCGGAGCGGGAGCGCGAGCGGAACCCUCCGUUCGGGGCCCGCGAUCCCGCCCGGCCCCGCGGCGCCCUGGGGCUGCUGCGCGCCACUUCCGGCUCCGCCUCCGGCGCCGCUCCCGGCCGCGGCCGCUUCCGGCGGCGCCUCCCGGAUCAGUUCCCGGGCGGCUCCCGCUGGAGCGAGCUGCAGUUCCGGGGCAGCGGGGCGCGCGGGCUGCCCUCGCUCUUCUCCCAGGCGCUGGGGCCCGAAUAUCCCGACUAUCCCGAUUAUCCCGACUACCCCGACUAUCCCGACUACCCCGAGUACGAUUAUGGCGAUUACCCCGGCGAUUACCCCGGCGAUUAUCCCGACUAUCCCGACUACCCCGGCGAGCUGGGGAUGCCGGGGAUGGGCCGAGCUCCCUUCGGGAUGAGGAGGAGGGACAGGAUGGGGGCGCUGCCCUGGGCCGGCGGCCUGCACCUGGGCCGGCGCCGCGGGUUCCGCGCUCGCUCCGGGGGGCGCUGGGAGCCCGAGGGGCCGCGCAAGCGCAAACGCUCCCGCAGCGGGGACGGCAACGGGGAGAGCGAGGAGGGCAACGAGGAGGGGAGCACUGGGAACACUGGGAGCACUGGGAACGCUGGGAGCACUGGGAACACUGGGAGCAACGAGCCUGGCAACGAGCCUGGCAACGAGCCUGGCAACGAGGAUCCCAAAAACCCGCGCAGCGACAGCGACGGCAACGAGCGCGACUCGGAGCACGGAGAUGAAGGUGAAGGAGAUGAAAAAUCCUUGGAUGAGGCAGACAGAGCAUCGGAGGAUGAGGACGAGGAGGUGAAGAAGAAACGGGAGAAGCAGCGCAGGAGGGACAGGAUGAGAGACAGAGCCAUGGACAGGAUCCAGUUUGCCUGUUCUGUGUGCAAAUUCAGGAGCCUGGAGGAGGAGGAGAUCCAGAGGCACCUGCAGAGCAAAUUCCACCGGGACACGCUGCGCUACAUCGGCACCAAGCUGCCCGACAAAACCGUGCAGUUCCUGCAGGAAUACAUCGUGAACAGGAACAGGAAGAUCGAGAAGCGGCGCCAGGAGCUGACGGAGAAGGAGGGGAACAAACAGAGACCCGACCCCUUCAAGGGGAUCGGGCAGGAGCACUUUUUCAAGCGGAUCGAGGCGGCGCACUGCCUGGCGUGUGACAUGCUGAUCCCGGCGCAGGGACACCUCCUGCAGCGGCACCUGCGCUCGGCCGAGCACAACCGCAGCCGCAGGCUGGCAGCCGAGCAGUUCAAGAAGACGAGUCUGCACGUGGCCAAGAGCGUCCUGAACAACAAACACAUCGUCAAAAUGCUGGAAAAAUACCUCCAGGGUGAAGAUCCCUUCACGGACGAGCCCCCGGAGCCGGACGGGGCCGAGGAACCCCCAAAACCUCCCGAAAAUCCCCAAAAUCCCCCAAUCCCAGAUUUCCCCAAAUCCCAGGAAUUCCUGCCCAGGCCCCUCCUGAUGCCUCCCUUCCUGCAGGACGAUGAGGAGGAGCCAGAAAAUCCCCAAAUUCCUGAGAAUUCCCAAAAAAAUCCCGGAAUUCCGGGAAAUUCCCCGGAAAAAACAACAGAAAAUCCCGAAAAUUCCCAGGAAAAAACAGCAGAAAAAUCGCAGGAAUUGGGGAUUUCCCCCCAAAACCAAACUGAGGGAGGGGAGGGAAAAGAGGAGGGGGAAAAGGAGGAAAAAAUCCCUGAAAAAGAGGAAAAAAUCCUGGAAAAAGAAGAAAAAAACCCAGAAAAAGAAGAAAAAAACCCAGAAAAGGAGGAAGAGGAAAAUUUGGAAGAGCCCUGAAAAUUCCAGGAAAAGGAUGAAGCAGCCACGGAAAUUCCCAAUUUUUCCCAUCCUGGAGGAAUUCUCUGCUGGGAUUUGGGGAAAUUUCAGGAAGAAAAAUUUCCCCAAAAAUGGGAAAAACAAAAAAAAAUUUGGAAGUUUGGAAAAUUCCAAUAAAGGCAGAAAUC